AUGUCAAAUCCGAGUUUCAAGCUUGAUGAUAAUGCCCCAACUGUAAGCUGGGCUGAAUCAAGGAGUGGAGGAGAAGGAGACUCUUCUGCCUCUCAGGUCAAGGCAUUGUACAUCAAGAAUUUACCUAGAGAUAUAACACAAGAACGUCUAAAGGCAUUAUUUGAACAUCACGGGAAAAUACUGAAAGUGGUGAUCCCACCAGCAAAACCAGGAAAGGAAGACAGUAGAUACGGAUUUGUGCACUACGCAGAGAGGACAAGCGUAAUGCGAGCUUUGAAAAACACUGAAAGAUAUGAGAUUGAUGCUUCUGCCUAUUCACAACCAUUAAUGCAUGCGGGAGGUCACGCAGCUGGUGGAAUGUCGAUGAUGCCAAUCAUGUUACCUGAUGGAAGGAUCCGAUACGUCUUGCAACAGCCUGGACUAGCAGCGAUGCCACAACCACCACCGAGGCCUUCUCCACCGUAUAGGGGAGGCAGCGGUUCGAGCAGUAGCAAACAAAGUAGCGACAAUGGUAGAGGACGAAGCCGUUACAAUCCUUAUUAG
Molecule: messenger RNA, 543 nt
Organism: Arabidopsis thaliana (thale cress)
Lineage: Eukaryota; Viridiplantae; Streptophyta; Magnoliopsida; Brassicales; Brassicaceae
Product: RNA-binding (RRM/RBD/RNP motifs) family protein
Exons: 5
Coding region: 1-543 (180 amino acids)
Molecular function (GO): nucleic acid binding; RNA binding
Source: RefSeq, marked reviewed